GGUGAACAAUGAGUGCUCGCCGCCGUGGCACGCCCGGGGACAAAAAGCAGCGCAAAAGUGCUGUGCGGGGACCCUCCUUGGUAUCGGAUAGUGAAGUGGGUCUGCCGUCACCACCCCCAGAGGAGACUGGAGUCAGUCCUCUUGGACCUUGCGAUGGCGAGGGAGAAGGUGAGGCAGACGUGGGUGCAGUCACCAUCCCAGAAGAAAAAGAGGUGGAUCUGAAACCCUGCAUCCGAAGCCGGGUGGUCCUGAGUGGCCUAAGGGACGACAUGUGGACAGAAGAGCACGCUGCAACUCUGGAUCUCUUUCUGAAGGAUGUCAGCAAGCAAUUGCUCGUCGUCUACAUAGAUGAGUUUGCUGGACUGAAGGUUGAGCAGACCAUGCCACAUCAGGAGCAGAAACAGCUGACUUACUUCAUCCGCCAUGAGAAUGCCGAGAUCACCGCUGAGAAUUUCCAGAAGACAGUGCAGUUUGGCACUGUCCGGAGACCCUACAUUGAUUCCCUCAUGCGAAUUCUCAAUAGCGUCUUCCUCCCCCGCCUCUUCCACAACACCAGUUGGCCUGAGAGCAUCAAGAAUGAAUUCUUCUCGGAAAUAUACCACUUCAUGACCUCUCUCACAGAUACACGUUCGAAAAUGAAGGGCCGCACGGUUCUCUACAUCCCCAUUGAAGCCCUGAGCGUGAAGCCCGAAGUAGUAGUGAAGGAUAAAGCGCUGGUUCAGAGGCUGGAAAAUAUUCCUGCCAAGAAGUGUGGGGGAGACAAGGCCCUGCCCCCCCGGCUUCUUGCGAUUCACCGCAACUAUCAGCCAGCCAUGCUGAUCACCUUCCCGGAGUCGAUCCUGGCACCGCUCCCGCAAACGUUCAUCGUCGCGAUCCAGGUCUGGAUCUCGGUACUCGAGGAGGUAGUGGAGUUGGAGGACCCAGUGGUGGACAUCCUUUUGGCAGAGGCCCCAUCCCGAGUAGUGUUGCCCAUCAUCCGCACCAUCCAGACCAACGCCAAGACAAUAUGGCAGACCCUCGCCUCUAUCCCACCGAUGGCCAGAGGAGUGGAGAGGAAAUACUUUGUCCCCUCCAAGGAGCAUGAGUACCUCACCCUCAGCUAUGUUCAGAGUGGCAUCCUUGGCAAGACUUCUAUAGAAGAUGCGGACGAGGUGGUAGAAAGAAAUCCAACAGCCAUCAACCUGGUCAGAACCAAGGCCCUCCCAAACCAUCAGCGGGGCCUAAGCAAAACGUUUGAAGAUGCGCCCGAGGACGGUGUAUCAGUCACCACCCAGGAUCCUUUCCCUCCAUUUCGAGACCGUCUCUUCCGUAUAACUUUAGACCGGGCCACGGACGACUCUGUCACCCCGACCUGCAAUCGCUCCACCUUACAUCAUGGAUUCUGCAUCGCUAGCUUGAUGAGCAAUAAAAUUAUCCUGAUGUGUUGCCAAGACAUUUCCCUGGACCGGAUUUUUGAGGGUUACGUGGUAUCCAGCAGACAGUCGCUCCAUGACUGUAUCUCGUGCAUGAACUCCUGGAAGGAUUGUUACCUGUACGCAGCUCAGAUGCACAACAGGCUUUCCGGGAAAGGCUGGGUCCUGGACCAGACCAGCAUCUUUGCCCAAGUGGACGCCUUCGUUCAGCGCUGCAAAGACCUCCUGGAGGUUUGCGACUGCCAGCAGCACUUUGCCCGGUGGGAGGAUGGGAAGCAGACCCCACUGCCCUGUUUCUUUGGGCACCGAGGUCCCCAGAUGACCCGGAACCUGCUGGAGAUAGAGGAGACAUUUCAGAAGCACCUGCACACUCUGCGGAACAUGAAGGGUGGGAUCCUGGACGUGAAGAACACAUUCUGGCACGAGGAUUUUAACCGGUUCCGCUCUGGUGUCAAAGACCUGGAGGUGAUGACCCAAAACCUGAUCACCUCGGCCUUCGAGACGGUGCGGGACGUGGAGCAUGGCGUGGAGAUCCAGGACAUCUUCCACCACCUCUCCGCACGAGAGGCCAUCAAGCGCACCUUCGACAAGAAAGCUGUGGACGUCUACAUGCUGUUCAACCGAGAGCUCUCCCUGGUCAACAGGGAGCUGAGCAAGAAGCUGCCAUUCCUGCCGCCACACAUGUGCCAUUAUUCGGGCCUGGCGCACUGGCUGCGGGCUCUGCGCCGGCGCAUUGACAGACCCCUAAAAUGUCUCUCCAAUGCCCACUUCUUGCCCCACAUUGGGACCGGGGAGGAGAGCUUUCAGGCCUAUCAGCUGCUCGUCCAGGCCAUGGACGAGAUUGAGAGGAAGACCUUCCAGGAGUGGACGCAGACCCUGGACAAAGACAGCCUGAAGCGCCUGGACACCCCCCUCCUGAUCCCCAGUGCCGAGAAGAGUGGCAUGUUGGACAUUAACUUUGACAAGGACUUGCUGAAAUUAUUUGUGGAAAUCCAUUACUGGGAGCGGCUGCUCUUUGAGACCCCCCAUUACGUGGUGGAAGUUUACGACAGGAAGGAGGAUCUGCGCAACCUCCGGGAGAACCUGCUCCUGGUUGCCCGGGACUAUAACAGGAUCAUUGCAAUGCUGUCCUCGGAGGAGCGGGCCUUGUUCAAGGAGCGGAUCCGAUACCUGGACAAGAAGAUCCAGCCCGGCUUGAAGAAGCUGCACUGGUCGCUGAAAGGGGCCAGCGCGGCCUUCAUCAGUGAGUGCCGACUGCACGCCAGCAAGGUGCAGACCAUUGUCAAUGAGUACAAGGCAGCCACCCUGACCAUCGCUCGCAGUGCUCAGCAGAUCAGCGAGGCGCUGCUGGUGCGGAUCACCGGCAAGAGGGUCUACAACGACUUGGAGUUUGAGGAGGACCAGAAGGAGCACCGGGCCUGGGUGCAGCAGAAGCUGAUGGGUAUCCACGAGGAGGUCAUCAACAUCAUGCGGCAAACCUAUGAAGUCUUCAAACAUGACAGCGCCGAGGUGCAGCAGUGCUGGGUGGCCUACACCGUCAAGAUGAACAGAAUGAUGGAAGAGGCCUUCAGGCUCAACGUCAAAUGGUCCCUACUGGAACUCUCCAAGGCCAUCAAUGGAGAUGGCAAGACUACGCCUAACCCCCUGUUCAGGGUCAAGGUGAUCCUUCAGGACAACUACCCGGCACCAUCUGCACAGGUGGAGUUUUCCCCAACUCUGGCCCAGCUCGCGAAUAUGGUGAAUGACAUCAGCAGCCACCUCAUCACCAGCAUCUCUGUCUUCCGCCACCUGCCGGAGAUCCUGACCAAACGCAGAUUCUACCGCGAUCCCAUCUCAGUCCUCGUGGAGCGUGAUGAGGAUAUCAAGAAAAUCCAGGCCCUGAUCAGUGGGGGCAUGCAAGCAAACGCCACACACCUCCAGGCGUACCUGAAGACCUGGGACGUGUACCGGGAGAUCUGGGAGGUCAACAAGGACUCCUUCAUUAACCGCUACCGGCACCUCAACCCGCUCGUGUCUUCCUUCGAUGCAGACACUGCUCGGUACAUGGAGGUGGCCAACAAUGUGCAGAAGGAGGAGACGGUGCUGAACAUCCAGUUUGUGUUGCUCGACUGCUCCCACCUCAAGUUCUCUGUGGUCCAGCACUGCAACGAGUGGCAGAACAAGCUCACCAACCUGCUGAACGAGAUGGCCAGUACCCGGCUGCAGGAGCUGUACGCCUACCUCCAGGAGAACGCUGAGAAAGUCAGCCGGCCUCCGCAGACGCUGGAGGAACUGGGCCAAAGCCUGCAGCUCUUGGACACCCUGCAGCACGAGCUGCCGAAGCUAGAGGGGCAGAUCCAGCCCAUCCACGAGCAGUUUGCCAUCCUGGAGAAAUACGAAGUGGCCGUGGACGAGGGGGUGCUGCAGACACUGGGAGCGCUCAACUCGGAGUGGCUGUCCUUCCAGCAGUGCAUCCUGGAGAGCGAUGUCAUGCUAAAGAAACACAAGGAGAAGUUCAAGACUGGCCUGAUCCAUUCUGCGGACGACUUCAAGAGAAAGGCCCAGGUCCUGCUGCAGGAUUUUGGCACCAAAGGUCCAUUCACCUGUGCUGUGAGCUGCGAGGCGGCCCUGGAGCAGAUCGCGGCGAUGCGGCAGCUGCUGGCCACCAUGAAGGAUGAGGAGAGCACCCUGCGCUCCAACCUGGGCAUCUUCAAAAUCGAGCAGCCUGCUUCCAAAGACCUGCAGAAGCUCGAGAAGGAGCUGGACUACCUGCAGCAGGUGUGGGAGAUCACCAAGGAGUGGGAAGACCACUGGAACGAGUGGAAGACAGGAAGCUUCAAGACCCUGCAAACGGAGGUGAUGGAGACCACGGCUUACGGGCUCUUCCGGAAGCUCAACAAGCUGAGCCGGGAGCUCAAGGAUCGGAACUGGGAAAUUAUCGAGACUUCCAAGGUGAAGGUGGAGCAGUUUAAGAGGACGAUGCCCCUGAUCUCAGACCUCAGGAACCCGGCCUUGCGGGAGAGGCACUGGGAUCAGGUAAAGGACUUGGUCCUCAGGACGUUUGACCAGGAUGCUGAAGAUUUCAGGCUGGAGAAUAUUGUGGAGCUCGGCCUGGAUCAACACGUGGAGAAAAUCAGUGAGAUCUCUGCGUCGGCCUCCAAGGAGCUGUCUAUCGAGCUGGCCCUGCAAGCCAUCGCCAAGACCUGGGAUGUGGUGCUGCUGGAUAUUGUGCCGUACAAGGACAAGGGACACCACCGACUCAGGGGGACGGAUGAGGUGUUCCAGGCGCUGGAGGAUAACCAGGUCUCCCUCUCCACCAUGAAGGCCUCGCGCUUCGUCAAGCCCUUUGAGAAGGAGGUGGACCGCUGGGAGCGCUGCCUCUCACUCAUCCUGGAGGUGAUCGAGAUGGUGCUGACUGUGCAGAGGCAGUGGAUGUACCUGGAGAACAUCUUCCUGGGAGAAGACAUCCGGAAGCAGCUGCCCCAGGAGUCGGCCUCCUUCGACCAGAUCAACGCCAGCUGGAAGACGAUCAUGGACAGACUGAACAAGGAUAACAACGCGCUGCGCGGGACACAUUACCCAGGCCUCCUGGACAAGCUGGUGGAGAUGAACAGCGCCUUGGAGGAGAUCCAGAAAUCCCUGGACAUGUACCUGGAGACCAAGCGCCACAUCUUCCCCCGCUUCUACUUCCUGUCCAACGACGAUCUGCUGGAGAUCCUGGGCCAGUCGCGCAACCCCGAGGCCGUCCAGCCCCACCUCAAGAAGUGCUUCGACAACAUCAAGUGCCUCAAAAUCCAGAAGGUGGGAAUGGGCAACAAGUCGGAAGCCGUGGGCAUGUACUCCUUGGACGGGGAGUAUGUGGAGUUUGCCCACUCCGUGCUGCUGGAAGGGCCUGUGGAGGAGUGGCUGUGUGACGUGGAGCGGGCCAUGCGCUGGACCCUGAAGGAGCUGCUGAGAAACUGUCGCCUGGCCCUGAAGAAGAUGCUGACGAAAAGGGACAAGUGGGUGAAGGAGUGGGCUGGACAGAUGGUGAUCACUGCCAGCCAGAUCCAGUGGACAACGGACGUCACCAAGUGCCUGGCCAGCUGCAAGGAGCGAGGGGACAAGAAAUUCCUCAGGGUCAUGAAGAAGAAGCAGGUGUCCCUGCUGAAUAAGUACUCGGAGGCCAUCCGGGGCAGCCUGACCAAGAUCAUGCGCCUGAAGAUUGUUGCGCUGGUGACGGUGGAAAUCCACGCGCGGGAUGUCAUAGAAAAACUCUACAAGAGCAGCUUGAUGGACGUGACGUCCUUUGAGUGGCUGAGUCAGCUCCGCCUCUACUGGGACAAGGAUCUGGAUGACUGUGUCAUCAGGCAAACCAACACCCAGUUCCCCUACGGCUACGAGUACCUGGGGAACUCCGGACGCUUGGUCAUCACGCCGCUCACUGACAGGUGCUACAUAACUCUGACCACAGCCCUCCACCUCCACCGGGGAGGGUCUCCCAAAGGCCCUGCUGGCACAGGGAAAACGGAGACUGUGAAAGACCUGGGCAAGGCCCUGGGCAUGUAUGUGAUUGUAGUGAACUGCUCCGAAGGCCUGGACUAUAAAUCCAUGGGGCGCAUGUACUCGGGCCUGGCUCAGACAGGAGCCUGGGGCUGCUUUGACGAGUUCAACCGCAUCAACAUUGAGGUGCUGUCAGUGGUGGCCCAGCAGAUCCUCUCCAUUCUCUCAGCCUUGGCCGCCAACAUGACCUCCUUCAUCUUUGAGGGCCAUAAGAUCAAGCUGGUGUGGUCCUGUGGCAUCUUCAUCACCAUGAACCCAGGUUACGCCGGACGGACAGAGCUGCCCGACAACCUCAAGUCCAUGUUCCGCCCCAUCUCCAUGGUGGUGCCGGACUCCACGCUCAUCGCAGAGAUCAUCCUCUUCGGAGAAGGGUUCAGCAACUGUAAGCUCCUGGCUAAGAAGGUCUACACCCUCUACUCGCUAGCAGUGCAGCAGCUCUCCAAGCAGGACCACUAUGACUUCGGCCUGCGGGCACUGACGUCGCUGCUCCGCUACGCCGGGAAGAAGCGCAGGGUGCACCCCGACAUCACCGACGAAGAGAUCCUCCUCAUGGCAAUGAAGGACAUGAAUAUCGCCAAGCUCGCCUCGGUCGACGUGCCUCUCUUCAACGGCAUCAUCCAGGACCUCUUCCCGGGCAUCGAGUCGCCGGUCAUUGACUACGGGAAGCUGAAGGAAGCCAUCGAGCUGGAGCUGAAGGGGAUGGGGCUGCAGGUGACGCCCUUCACCAUCACCAAGGUCAUCCAGCUGUACGAGACCAAGAACUCCCGCCACUCCACCAUGAUUGUGGGCACCACGGGCAGCGGCAAGACGGUCACCUGGCGCACUCUGCAGGCCACCAUGGCCGCCCUGUGCCGGAGUGGGGACGCCGCCUACAAUCUCGUCCGGGAAUUCCCCCUGAACCCCAAGGCCGUGUCCCUGGGCGAGCUGUAUGGAGAGUAUGACCUCAGCACCGGCGAGUGGACAGAUGGCAUCCUGUCCAGCGUCAUGCGGGCAGCCUGCGCAGACGAGAAGCCCGAUGAGAAGUGGAUCCUGUUUGACGGGCCGGUGGACACCCUGUGGAUCGAGAGCAUGAACUCAGUCAUGGACGACAACAAAGUCUUGACCCUGAUCAAUGGGGAGCGGAUCUCCCUGCCUGAGCAGGUCUCACUGCUCUUCGAGGUGGAGAACCUAGCGGUGGCCUCGCCCGCCACUGUCUCCCGCUGCGGGAUGGUCUACACGGACUACAGCGACCUGGGCUGGAAACCCUACGUCCACUCUUGGAUCGAGAAGCGCCCCAAGGGGGAGACGGAAGCUCUGCAGCGAAUGUUCGACAAGUUCAUUGACAAGAUGCUGACGUUCAAGAAGGAAAACUGUGAGGAGCUGGUCCCCAUCCCCGAGUACAGCGGGAUUGUGUCGCUCUGCAAGCUCUUCUCUGCUCUGGCCACCCCAGAGAACGGGGUGAACCCAGCAGAUGGCGAGAACUACACCACAGUGGUGGAAAUGUACUUCAUCUUCAGCAUGAUCUGGUCCGUGUGCGCGGCGGUGGACGAGGAGGGCAGGAAGAAGAUUGACAGCUACCUGCGAGAGAUGGAAGGCUCCUUCCCCAACAAGGACACCGUCUACGAGUAUUUUGUCGACCCCAAGAGGAAGAACUGGGCCUCGUUUGAGGACAAACUGCCCAAAAUGUGGAGGUACCCAUCCAAACCUCCCAACAACGUGCGACGAAUCCAGAGCCGCGUGGAAAGCGCACCAAGGGCCGUCUACGUGCCUGUGCCGCACCGGGACUUGCUGUCGGAGGCCCAAGGGCACCCUGAGGGCAGUGUGGCGUGGAUCGAGGGGCAGAGAGGGCUGAAGGCACGAGCUUUUGGGCAAGGGGGAGACGGAAGCUCCUGCAGCCGAAUGUUCGACAAGUUCAUUGACAAGAUGCUGACGUUCAAGAAGGAAAACUGUGAGGAGCUGGUCCCCAUCCCGAGUACAGCGGGAUUGUGUCGCUCUGCAGCUCUUCUCUGUCUGGCCACCCCAGAGAACGGGGUUGGUAGCGAGCGGGAGCCGCCCUCGCGCUCUCAUUGGCUGCCUUUCCGCCCAUCGCUCAGGACACCGUCUACGGUAUUUGUCGACCCCAAGAGGAAGAACUGGGCCUCGUUUGAGGACAAACUGCCCAAAAUGUGGAGGUACCCAUCCAAGCGGGUAGUUGGGCGGGUCUGGGUGGCAGUCAUGGUGGCUGGUUGGGUGCUGGUGGUCCUGAUGCUGUCGUAUCAAGCCCAAUCGGCGAACGUGCCGGAGCCCGCGGGGCUGAGCCCCUGGGGGCUGGCUUGUGGCCCGUCGGACAAGCCAGCCCCAUGCGUCCCUGGACUCAGGCCCUCCCUCCCCCACCACCCCUCAACAACGUGCAAGACAUUCCCGGCCCGUGGAAUGCGCACCAGGCGUCUACGUGCCUGUGGGGCUGGCAAGUGCGAUCACCUUCCAUGUACGACCUUCAACAUUCUCUCUCUGGAGCUGCUGCGCCUCUGGAUCGACUAUGGCUUCUGGUACGACCGCGAGAAGCAAACCAUCAAGUACGUCAAGGACAUGUUCCUGAUGGCAGCCAUGGGCCCCCCGGGGGGCGGCCGCACCGUGAUAUCCAGCCGGCUUCAGAGCAGAUUCAACCUCAUCAACAUGACCUUCCCCACGGAGGCACAGAUCCGGCGCAUCUUCGGCACCAUGCUCAACCAGAAGCUGCAGAACUUCGAGGAGGCGGUGAAGCCACUUGGGAACGUCGUCACCGAGGCCACGGUCGAGCUGUACCACGCCGUGGUGCAGAAAUUCCUGCCCACGCCCGCCAAGAUCCACUACCUCUUCAACCUGCGCGACAUCUCCAAGGUGUUCCAGGGGAUGCUGCGGGCGCACAAGGAUUUCCACGAUACCAAGCCCAGCCUCACCCGCCUGUGGAUCCACGAGUGUUUCAGGGUCUUCUCCGACCGCCUGGUGGACUCGGCCGACAAAGACACCUUCGUUGGCCUCCUGAGCGAGAAGCUGGGCUCCUUCUUCGACCUGACCUUCCACAACCUCUGCCCCAGCAAGCGCCCGCCCAUCUUCGGGGACUUCAUGCGGGAGCCACGGGUGUACGAAGACCUGGUGGACCUGGCGGCGCUGAAGCUGGAGAUGGAGCGGGCGCUGGACGAGUACAACCAGACGCCCGGCGUGGUGCAGAUGCAGCUCGUGCUUUUCUGCGACGCCAUCGAACACAUUACCCGGAUUGUGCGGGUGAUCGGCCAGCCGCGCGGGAACAUGCUGCUGGUGGGCAUCGGGGGCAGCGGGCGCCAGAGCCUGGCACGCCUGGCCUCCUCCAUCUGCGAGGACCAGACCUUCCAGAUCGAAGUGACCAAGCACUACCGCAAGCAGGAGUUCAGAGACGACAUCAAGAAGCUGUACCGGCAGGCGGGCGUGGACCUGAAACGCACCACCUUCCUUUUCGUGGACACGCAGAUCAUGGACGACUCCUUUCUGGAGGACAUCAACAACAUCCUGAGCUCCGGGGAGGUGCCCAACCUCUACAAGGCUGACGAGUUCGAGGAGAUCCAGUCCGUGAUCCUGGACCCGGCCCGAGCCGACGGGAUCCCCGAGACGGCCGACAGCCUCUUCGGCUACCUGAUCGAGAGGGUGCGGGACAACCUGCACGUGGUGGUUGCCUGAGCCCCAUCGGGACCCCUUCAGGUGUGGGGAACUGGAUCCCAGUACCCGGCGCUGGUGAACUGCACAACCAUCGACUGGUUCUCGGAGUGGCCGCACCAGGCCGCUGCUGGAGUGGCAGAGAAAUACCUGAGGGCGUGGACCUGGGGGUCCUGCCGGAGGAGAAUCCACAGGAAGGUGGCCCGGAUCUUUGUGAAUCACUGGUCCGUGGCCUCCUACUCGCAGAAGAUGCUGCUGGAGCUCAGGCGCCAUAACUACGACCCCACCAACUACCUGGAGCUGGUCUCAGGCUACAAGAAGCUCCUGGCGGAGAAGCGCAAGGAGCUCUCGGACCAGGCCAACAAGCUGCGCAACGGGCUCUUCAAGAUCGACGAGACGCGCCACAAGGUGGAGGUGAUGUCGCUGGAGCUGGAGGAGGCCAAGAAGAAGGUGGCGGAGUUCCAGAAGCAGUGCGAGGAGUAUCUGGUCAUCAUUGUGCGCCAGAAGAGGGAGGCCGAUGAGCAGCAGAAGGUGAGGCGGGCGGCGCCCUCCCCCAAAAUCGCAGCGGAGGAGAUCAAGUGCAAGAUGCUGGCUGACAACGCCCAGAAGGACCUGGAGGAGGCGCUGCCCGCGCUGGAGGAGGCCGUGAAGGCCCUGGAGUCGCUGAACAAGAAGGACAUGACGGAGAUCAAGUCGUACGGGCGCCCGCCCACGCUGGUGGAGACGGUGAUGCAGGCCGUCAUGAUCCCGCGCGCAACGAGCCCACCUGGGCCGAAGCCAAGGCAGCUGGCCGGGCUCUCUCCGCAGGGGCUGGAGGAGGACCUGGGCUACGUGGUGGGCGACUGCCUGCUGGCCGCCGCCUUCCUGUCCUACAUGGGGCCCUUCCUGUCCGGCUACCGCGACGAGAUCGUCUCCAACAUCUGGAUGAAGCAGAUCCGGGAGCUGCAGGUGCCCUGCUCGCCCCGGUUCACCUUCGACAGCUUCCUCUGCAACCCCACCAUCGUGCGCACCUGGAACCUGCAGGGGCUGCCCUCCGACGCCUUCUCCACCGAAAACGGGCUCAUCGUCACCCGCGGCAACCGGUGGCCACUGAUGAUCGACCCGCAGUGCCAGGCCUCCAAGUGGAUCAAGAACAUGGAAGCUGCCAAGGGCCUGAUGAUCAUUGACCUGCAGAUGGGCGACUACCUGCGGGUGCUGGAGCGCGCCGUGCAGUUCGGCUCGCCCGUGCUGCUGCAGAACGUGCAGGAGGAGCUGGACCCCUCGCUCGCCCCCAUCCUCAACAAGUCCGUCACCAGAGUGGGUGAGUCUGGGCGCCGGGGCCUCCGCUGGGGGUGGGGGGUACAGGUACGGGAACCCCCCACGCCCGGUAUGGGGAUCUCCUCUGAUGCCAGGUACAGGUACGGGACCUCCACGCUGGAUGGGGGACCCCCCACGCUGGGUACAGAGAUCUUCUCUUACGCCAGAUCUAGAAAGAAUCCCCGCAAACAGCAGCUGAACACGCAUGGUCAUAGUCAAGAGUGGAUUUCCAUAAAACACAUGGAGUGCAACGUCACGCCCCCCUACGCCGGGUAUGGGUACAGGUACGGGACCUCCACGCUGGAUGGGGGACCCCCCACGCUGGGUACAGAGAUCUUCUCUUACGCCAGGCUGUCGGUGCUCGACACCUACUACAUCCCGAAGGACGGGAACCUGGCCUCCUACCGGGAGUUCAUCAGCAUGCUGCCCGGCAUGGACCUGCCCGAGGCCUUCGGCCAGCACCCCAACGCCGACGUGGCCUCCCAGAUCACUGAGGCCAGGACCCUCUUCGAGACCCUGCUGUCCCUGCAGCCCCAGAUCACGCCCAGCGGGGCCGCCGGGCAGAGCCGCGAGGACAAGUUCUGGGGCGAGGGGCCUCCGUCCCAGGAGCGGCAGGUGCCUCCUGUGUGGUUUAACAACCCCUGCCACCCCCGGAGCCAGACUGGUGCUCUGCUGAACCUGGCAAUAGCGGCCCCGCAGGCCCUGUGCCAUUGGCGUGGUGCCGUCUGCGCCCCCCAGGUGUCGGAGAACCUGCUGAGCCUGUACCUGGACGAGUACGAGGAGACGCCCUGGGACGCCCUCAAGUACCUGAUUGCAGGCGUCAACUACGGGGGCCACGUGACGGAUAGCUGGGACCGGCGCCUGCUCACCACCUACAUCAACGACUACUUCUGCGAGCAGAGCCUGGCCGCGCCCUUCUACAAGUACGGGGGCUGGGGCGGGGCCUGCUCAGCGUCUACCCCGCCACGGCGAGGAGGGUCGGUGCCGGUUGGGCUGCGCCGGCGAUCCACCCUCGGUUCUGUCUGCCCUCAGCCUCGUUCAGGUGCCAGAUUCUGGGGCGAGGGGGCUCAUAUCCGUAAUAGGGACACCACUCAGAGUGCCGUCGCGAGACCACGCCGCAAGUUCUGGGGCACAGAGGGGGCUUACCACUCGCACGGGGCCGCCUCCACUGCCCUGCACGCCGUUCGUGGACCGCUGCUGUGGCUGACGUAUGCUGAGCAAAGGAUCCCGCAGGAGCUAUUGGACUACUGUCGUGGCAACCGCAAGGUGCCUGCCGCAGCACGACCUCCUACGCCCUCACGUUGGUUGCUGCGUCAGGAUGAUCCAGCGCUACUACGGUGCUGCUGCAUGGUCAUCAGGUCCUCGCUGGUGGAGCUGGAGAGGGGCAUCCAGGGGCUGGUCGUCAUGUCCACCACCUUGGAAGAGAUCUUCAACUGCAUCUUCGACGCCCGCGUGCCCCCCAUGUGGGAGAGGGCCUACCCCUCGCAGAAGCCGCUGGCCGCCUGGACUCGGGACCUGGGCCAGCGGGUGGAGCAGUUUGCCCGCUGGGCUGAGACGGCACAUCCCCCCGUGCUCUUCUGGCUCUCGGGGUUCACCUUCCCCACCGGGUUCCUGACAGCCGUGCUGCAGGCAGCCGCCCGCCAGAACAACUUUCCCUGCUUCUCCCGGGUCCCCAUGUUGUGCUGCUGA
This is a messenger RNA of Chelonoidis abingdonii (Abingdon island giant tortoise), 12545 nucleotides long. NCBI's taxonomy places the organism in Eukaryota, Metazoa, Chordata, Testudines, Testudinidae. The record is from RefSeq and is a predicted model, not a curated record.